AUAAGAAAAUAUCCCUCCUUUGAGCCAUUUUUUGUUCAUCUUCAAUACAAAAAGAAGAUACACCAGCCAUGGCCUCAAAAGAUAAUACCUCAUUCGAUGAUGGGUUGUCCCUCGUCGAUUUGCAAACUUUCAACCAAGUGCUUGGGGGAUUACUUCAUUUCCUAUGAUUCCAACACUAUGGAAAAUCAGUUAGAAGAGAAGAUGGUUGAGAAACAGCUUCAAAAGCUAAAAGAAGACGUGAUGAACAUGUUUGUGACAGCGGAUAAGUGUUCGGAAAAAUUAAGGUGGUGGAAGCAAUUGAAUUUAAUAGAAAUACCAUCUUUCGCAAGAGAUCGGGCAGUGGAGAGCUACUUUUGGGCGUUGGGAGUGUACUAUGAACCCAACUACUCGGUUGGUAGAAUGAUAUUAGCCAAAAUUAUUGCUCUAAUAGCGAUUCUGGAUGAUAUGUACGAUGUAUAUGCUACAUUGGAUGAACUUUACCUAUUCACAGACGCAAUUCAAAGGUGGGAUAUCAACUGCGUGGAGAAGCUCCCAGAGUACAUGAAGAUGUUUUAUGAAGUGAUAUUAAGAACCUACUAAGAGUUUGAGUAAGAUAAUGAGCAAGGACAUCAUUAAAGAUGGUAUUCAUUAUGCAAAA
Messenger RNA from Cucurbita maxima (winter squash), 637 nucleotides. Its product is annotated as 5-epiaristolochene synthase-like. The record is from RefSeq and is a predicted model, not a curated record. Bases 97 to 579 code for a protein of 160 amino acids. Gene Ontology annotation, molecular function: terpene synthase activity; magnesium ion binding. The transcript is spliced from 4 exons. Lineage: Eukaryota; Viridiplantae; Streptophyta; Magnoliopsida; Cucurbitales; Cucurbitaceae.